CCGCGGCGGCGCAUGCGCGGCGGGGCCCGGGGCCUGAGCGGGCCGCGCGGAGCCUGCGGGCGGUGGGCGCCGCCGCCGCCGCCAUGUUCCGGUAUCAGUCCCUGGAGGACUGCCCGUUGGAUGAGGAUGAAGAUGCUUUCCAGGCCCUGGGGGAGGAAGAUGAAGAUAUCGACCAGUUCAACGAUGAUACGUUUGGAGCCGGGGCUGUCGAUGACGACUGGCAGGAGGCGCACGAACGGCUGGCGGAGCUGGAGGACAAACCGGUGGCAAGCAGGGAGCAAGAUGGACCCGGUGGUGAGGAAGCGGACCUGCUGGGCGAGCCCGAGGACACGCUGGCGGAGCGGCUGACCAGGCUGGUCAUCGACAGCGAGCUGGAGGACCCCGCCAUCAUGCAGGCCGUACAGACCCGGGCCCCUGCGCAGCAGCCUGGAGGGUUGAACUCCAGUAUCUGGGACAGUACGGCCGUCCUGCGGCGCAUCCGGGGGCCGCUUCUCACUCAGGAGAUGCCAUCAGUGUCCGUGCUGGACUACGCUUUGCCUCAGAGACCCCCUCAGGCUCGAGAGGAAGAGCGAGACCCCUCUGAGCGGGCGCUGCCCCGGCGUUCGUCGUCCCCUGUCAUCGGGAGCCCCCCCGUGCGGGCUGUCCCCAUCGGCACCCCUCCCAAGCAGGCUGCCGUGCCCAACUUCAACCAGCAGAUCCUCUGUCCGAAGCCUGUCCACAUCCGAGCUACCAUGCAGCAGCGCUACCCGGCUCCUUACGGCGAGAGGAUGUCCCCCAACCAGCUCUGCAACGUCCCGAAUUCCUCCCUCCUGGGCCACCCGUUUCCUCACAGCGUGUCUCCCGUCCUCACCCACCUGCAGAGAGCGCAGCUGCUCGGAGGAGCCCAGGCCGGCCGAAUGUCCCCCAGCCAGUUUGCCCGGGUCUCAGGCCUGGUUGGGAGCCCCCUCCCCUCUGUCAAUCCCAAGCUGCUCCAGGGCAGAGUCGGGCAGAUGAUGUCUCCGGCCAGUGGGUUUCGUGCCUUCUUUGGGGCUCCCCCCGCUCCACCUCCCUCGCAGCCGCAGCACCCGCCGGGCCCCGGAUCCCACCUCCAGAGCCUGCGGCCCCAGCCCCAGAUGUUCCGGCCGGACACAACCCACUUGCACCCCCAGCACCGCCGGCUCCUUCACCAACGGCAACAGCAGAACCGAAACCAGCACCGGAGCCUCAACGGCUCGGUGGGGGACCGAGGGGGCCACCGGAGCAGCCACCAGGAGCAGAUGCGCAAAGACCCCUACGCCAACCUCAUGCUGCAGCGGGAGAAGGACUGGGUGUCCAAGAUCCAGAUGAUGCAGCUGCAGAGCACUGAUCCCUACCUGGAUGAUUAUUACUACCAGAAUUACUUCCAGAAGCUGGAAAAGUUGUCAGCAGCGGAGGAAGUCCACGGUGAUGGUCCCAAGAAGGAACGCACUAAACUCAUCACGCCUCAGGUGGCGAAGCUGGAGCACGCCUACAAGCCAGUGCAGUUUGAGGGCUCGCUGGGGAAACUCACGGUCUCCAGUGUGAACAACCCCCGGAAGAUGAUCGACGCGGUGGUGACCUCCCGCAGCGAGGAUGACGAGACGAAGGAGAAGCAGGUUCGAGACAAGAGGCGCCAGACCCUUGUCACGAUUGAGAAGACGUACAGCCUCCUCCUGGACGUGGAGGACUACGAGAGACGCUACCUCCUGAGCCUGGAGGGCGAGCGGCCGGCCCUGAUGGGCGAGAGGAAGCAGAAGAUCUGUGAUAUGUAUGACAAUCUGAGGGGGAAGGCACCUGGGCAGGAGAGGCUGAGCGACGACCACUUCAUGCAGAUCAUGUGCAUCCGGAAAGGGAAGCGUCUCGUUGCCCGGAUCCUCCCCUUCUUGUCACCCGAGCAAGCGGCCGAUGUACUCAUGGCGACGGCCAGAAACCUGCCCUUCCUCAUCAAGAAGGAUGCUCAGGACGAGGUGCUGCCCUGCCUGUUGAGGCCCUUCUCGCACGUUCUCUACCACCUUCCCUUGGGGACGGUCACCAGCCUUGUGCAGCAGCUAACGAACCUACCUCAGAGCGCGACCGCGUCGGCGCCCACCAACCUGCACCUCACUGCUGUGCUCCAAAACAAGUUCGGCCUGUCCCUGCUGUACUUGAUCUUGAGCCGCGGGGAGGAAUUGCAGAGCUCGGACGCCAACACGGAGCUAAUGCAGGACAACCAGUGGACGGAGCUGAUGCUCGUGGCAACCCGGGAGCUCCUGCGGAUCCCUCAGGCGGCUUUGGCCAAACCGGUGUCCACCCCCUCGAACCUGAUCUCCCUCUUCUCUCGCUAUGUCGACCAGCAGAAGCUGAACCUGCUGGAGACGAAAUUGCACUUAGUGCACGGGAUCCGGUAGGAGGGCUCCUCGCUGGCACCGGAGUGUUCCCAGAGGAUGGAUGGAUGGACGGAUGGAUGGAGGGCAGGCGGUUCCUUCCCCCCCGAACACACACCCCACCCCACCCCCCUCCCCGACGCCCGGCCUGGCAGGAAGCGCGACUCCCACCCGUGAUCCUGGCUGGGGGGGGUGGGGGGGGCUCUUUUGGCUGCUCCCCGCCCUCCCCCACAAAAUGCUGCGUCUGCCUCCUGCGCCUGAACGCCCCCCAGCCCCCUCCGCUCCCCCCACAACGGCUGCUGCUUCUCCCCCCACACACACACGCACACUACUGAGCAAGGCGAGCGCCCCGCUGGCCCUGGAAAGGGGGGGCUGCAGGGCUGGGAGAAACCCCCCUGCUUCAUUUAUGGGGUGGUAGGUUGCCCCCCCCCCCCCCCCCCCCCCCCCCCCCGGGUCCUUCCCCAGCCCCCAUCAAGCACUGAGGUCCCGUCCCUGCCCUUCCCCGGCCGUACACACGAGCGUGAGUGCACGCGCACACAGUUUUAUCUUUUUUUUUUUAAUUUUUUUUGCACACUUGCCUUGUCUUCCCGCCAGUCGGCUCCUUUCCUCGCCUGCACCCCCACCUUCCGCUCCCCAGCAGCUCCGUGCUCUGCCCUCCCAAUAAUCCAGGGGGAUUCUGCUGUUCUGCUCCUCGGGAAUGCGGUGGGGUUGGAAUUUUACCUUUUUUUUUUUUUGGCUUUUAAAAAAAAAAAAAAACAAAGAGAUUUGCACAUGUAGGUAUUUUACAACCAGUAACUCCUCCCUGGCAUUAACCGGCUCUGCUCCCCAGCCCCCCCCCACUUUUCUCGGCCUGAUCAAGUGGAAAGUUCAUUUAUUAUUUUUUUUUUCUUUGUGCUUCCUCCCCCCCCUUUUUUUUCUUUUGGUUUUUUUUUUUUCUUUUGGUUUUUUUGAUUUCUGGUUAAUGAAAAUAAAGUUUCUAAAUUUACAUUUUUAUAGGGUAUUGUAAAUAAAGAUGAAUUGUAUACUGC
Messenger RNA from Grus americana (Whooping crane), 3388 nucleotides. RefSeq names its product PAT1 homolog 1, processing body mRNA decay factor (gene PATL1). Bases 84 to 2384 code for a protein of 766 amino acids. The transcript is spliced from 19 exons. The record is from RefSeq and is a predicted model, not a curated record. Gene Ontology annotation, molecular function: RNA binding. Gene Ontology annotation, cellular component: P-body. NCBI's taxonomy places the organism in Eukaryota, Metazoa, Chordata, Aves, Gruiformes, Gruidae. Gene Ontology annotation, biological process: P-body assembly; deadenylation-dependent decapping of nuclear-transcribed mRNA.